AUUCUAGGCCCCAAGGCUCUGUGUCCACGUUAAAGUUACUGACUGAAGAUUGAAGAAAUAUUUAAAGAGAAUUUUGAAGAAUGAAGAUCAUAAUUUUAAGAAAACGUCCCACAGUAACAAUCUGGCCAUGAUAGAACUUUACAAUUGAAUAUAUUAAUGACGAUUUAAGGAAGAUGGAUAUUUUUAGGGUUAUUGUUUGGAAUGCCGUCACGAUCAAGAUCCCGUUCUAGAAGUAGGAGCUACAGCAGGUCUUAUAGCAGGUCUCCCAGCAGAUCCGAUAAAAGCAGUAGAUCCAGGUCGAAGAGUCGCGGUAGGUCGCGCAGUGUGUCUCCGCUAUCUAACAGAAAGAGACAUGUCGGGGACAGAGACAUGCCUCCUCCUUCUAAAGUUGUUGGAGUGUUUGGUCUGAACCUGGAUACCACAGACCGCGAGUUACGGCGUGUGUUUGAGAAGUACGGCAAGCUGGAGGACGCCAUGAUAAUAAACGACAGAAAGACGGGCAUGUCACGUGGUUUCGGAUUUGUUUACUUCCAGAGACCGGAGGAUGCCCAAGUUGCUAAGGAGGAAACUAAUGGUCUGGAGAUUGACGGUAAGAAGAUCAGAGUAGAUUUCUCAGUAACCAAGCGACCCCACACCCCAACUCCAGGACAGUACAUGGGGCGGCCCACUAUCCCCCGAUACUCAGGACGAGGUAGGGGGUACGGGGGACGGAGCUCCAGAAGAUCCUACUCCAGAUCCAGAUCUAGAUCCCCAAGACACAGUAAGAGGUACAGAUCACGGUCCAGAUCCCCCCGCCGCCGCUCACCCUCCCGCUCCUUCUCCCGCAGUCGCUCUCGCAGUCCUCGUCACCACAGAUCCAGAAAAUACUAGAACUCCUUUCAGAUCAUCAGGAUAGCUUAUUUUGACUUUUUUAAAGACUAACUGGGCUAAAUUAGAAAACUCUUGUUAGUCAGUUGUUAAGCCCGAGAUCUUCUCAAGAUUUGGUAGUUCAAUAUCAUGUCUACGACGGUCUCGGUUAGAGCUAUUUCUUAAAUCCAUAUUCUUUCCCAUCGUAAGACAAAUGAAGUGUUUUUAAUGCCAGUUUGGCACCAAGUUGUUGGAGAAAAUGAUCUGAAUUCUGAAAGUGUAGUGUCAGAGAAAUGGUUGUUAAUUAUUUAUUAUUUUCAAAAAGCGAGAAAAAUGCUGUAUUAAUAUCGCCGGUAAUUUAAUUUAACUAGCUUUAAACCAAAUAUGAUAUUACUUACCUAUCUACUCGA
This is a messenger RNA of Bolinopsis microptera, 1256 nucleotides long. RefSeq names its product transformer-2 protein homolog alpha-like. The record is from RefSeq and is a predicted model, not a curated record. Lineage: Eukaryota; Metazoa; Ctenophora; Tentaculata; Lobata; Bolinopsidae. Bases 202 to 870 code for a protein of 222 amino acids. Gene Ontology annotation, cellular component: spliceosomal complex. Gene Ontology annotation, biological process: positive regulation of mRNA splicing, via spliceosome. The transcript is spliced from 6 exons. Gene Ontology annotation, molecular function: RNA binding.